Molecule: messenger RNA, 1935 nt
Organism: Scheffersomyces coipomensis
Lineage: Eukaryota; Fungi; Ascomycota; Pichiomycetes; Serinales; Debaryomycetaceae
Product: deubiquitination module subunit
Exons: 1
Coding region: 249-1868 (539 amino acids)
Biological process (GO): regulation of transcription by RNA polymerase II; RITS complex assembly; regulatory ncRNA-mediated heterochromatin formation
Cellular component (GO): SAGA complex
Source: RefSeq, a predicted model, not a curated record
AAUCUUAUCCUUAAUCAAGACAGCGUAAACAGUACCAACAUCCUCAUAUCCGGAAUUGGUAUAUUUCAGUCACUAGACCACAUUGACCACCACCACAUCAAACCUUUCACUAUCUUAAUUUCAUUCAUUAUUUUGAAUCUAUAGUAAUCUAUUUGUCAACUGUCAGUCAUUAUCAUCAUCUUCAUCUGCAACAUCAUUGUUCCGCCAUAUUCAACCUCCUCCCUUUUUUUAAAUUUAUUCCCAAAGAUAUGUCAACAACUGCAAGAGCACAACAAGUAAUUUCAUUAGCUUCAUUACGUUCCCUUAAUAAUUCGACAGAUAAUUCAAAUAUUGCUUCAGAUUCAACUAAGAAACCUAUAGUUUGGAAAGAUUUAGGGGCUUAUUUAGAUAAGAAGAUUGACAUUCAAACUAAUAGUAGUCAUAAUAAUAAUUUAUCCAUUCCUGAUAGUUUAUCAUAUUUAUCAACUAAUAUCAAAUAUAAGAUUUGUAAAUCUUGUAAUCGACCAAUUGGAGAAACAAGUCUAGCAAAUCAUUAUACCAAGUGUGUGGCUUUAAAACAAAAGAAAGAACAAGAAGCUCAAAUUCAAGAAAUUGCCAGUACUAAUAAUACUAAUAAUAACAUGAUCAAUAAGAGAAAGAGAGGUAAACAAUUUUUAGAUAUCGAAACCAGUUCUGUUGAAUCAUCUCGAAACACAACUCCAAUCCCUGGUACUCCAUCAAAUGGAGCUACAUCAUCAUCAUCAGCUAUACCUAAUAAACCAAAGAAAAAAUAUAAGAAAUCACAAACUCAAAAGGAAAAGGAAGCUGCCAAUGCAGCUGCUGCCGCUGCUGCUGCAGCAUAUCAAAGUGGUUCUCAAAAUGAUCAAACUGAAUCACCUGUUGCUGCAGGAUCAGAUAAGAAGAAAAAGAAACAACCAAAACCAAAAGCAGUUGCUAAGCCAAAGGGACCAGUUGAUGUUGAAAAACAAUGUGGUGUACCAUUAGCGUCGGGAGGAUUUUGUGCUCGUUCAUUAACAUGUAAAACCCAUCCUAUGGGAGCCAAACGUGCUGUGUUAGGGAGAAGUGCCCCUUAUGAUGUAUUAUUACAACAAUAUCAAAAACGGAAUCAAGCCAAGAUUGCUGCUAAUAAUGCAUUAGCAGCACAAAGAAGAGAAAAUGCUGCUUUCCAUGGUGGAGGUCAAGAUAUGGGAGGAGAUGGUAAUUUAAAUUAUAAUAAGAUUCUUGAUCCUGAUGAAGAAACUCAUUUAGUGUUGGAAGGAUUAUCGAAGAAUAAUCCAAUUCCAUUAGAACGAAAAAUUGUAUUACCGGUAAGAUAUCGUCAUCGAUUUUUAUCAGGUCGUGAAUUUUAUGCCAAUUCUUUAAUUAAAUUACAACCGAAUCAAGCUCCAACUCAUAAUUCUGGAACUGGAAACAAUCCAUCAUCAUCAGGUGGUAAUAGUUCUGGAGGUAAUGCUGCUGGUGCAGGAGGGGCAGGUGGUGCAAGUGGACCCGCUGGGGAACUGCAAAAUUUAGCUACUCAAGCUAUCUCAGGAUCAAUUGGGGGUUUACAAGGCAGAUGUGCAUUAAUUAAUGUUGAUGCCAGUCCUAAUAAUAAUUAUGAUUCUCCAAGUCAAACAUUUAGUUCAAUUCCAGGAGAAAUAUAUCAAGUUAGAGCUCCCCUGAGAGCCAUUGCUACUACUGCACAAUAUAAUCUUCGACAACAAGAUAGUUUUCAAAAGCAUUUUUUUCAAUUACAACAGAAACAACAACAACAGAUGUUAUUAUUGAGACAAAGACAACAACAACAACAACAACAAGCUCAACAACAACAACAAACACAACAAGCUCAACCGGUUCAACAGAAUGCAUCUACAGUGGUUCAUCAAUGAUUUUAAGUCUUUUUUUUUCUCUCUUUCUUACUUUUAUACAAUAAUGCAGAAUAGAUACGUAAAUAUU